GCUGCAGGCCCGGGGUAUAUCAGGCGGGACUCGGGCACUCCCCCUCGCACUCGCGCGUUAGGAGGCUGGGGUGUGCGUGGCGUGCUGUCUUCUCGCCCGCGUCAGGGACCUGCCGACUCAGCGGCUGCCAUGGCAUCAGAUGAAGGCAAGCUCUUCGUGGGAGGGCUGAGCUUCGACACCAACGAGCAGGCGCUGGAGCAGGUCUUCUCCAAGUACGGGCAGAUCUCUGAAGUGGUGGUGGUAAAGGACAGGGAAACCCAGCGAUCCCGCGGCUUCGGCUUCGUCACCUUUGAGAACAUUGACGACGCUAAGGACGCCAUGAUGGCUAUGAAUGGGAAGUCUGUGGAUGGGCGGCAGAUCCGAGUGGACCAGGCUGGCAAGUCUUCUGACAACCGCUCCCGUGGAUACCGAGGUGGCUCUGCUGGAGGCCGAGGCUUCUUCCGAGGGGGACGCAGCCGGGGCCGUGGGUUCUCCAGAGGUGGAGGAGACCGGGGCUACGGAGGGGGGCGCUUUGAGUCCCGGAGUGGGGGUUACGGAGGGUCCAGGGACUACUAUGCCAGCCGGAGUCAGGGUGGCAGCUACGGUUAUCGGAGCUCGGGCGGGUCCUACAGAGACAGCUACGACAGUUACGCUACACACAACGAGUAACAGCCCUCGGCGUCCAGAUCGUCCUGCCAUGGCUGUAAUUAAGAUGGGGGAGCUUCGCUGAAGGCUGUGUAGUGAGCACCUUGUCCCCACUUUUUAGUCCUUGGAGUUCUGACCCAUCAACAGCCUGCUUCUGACCCAGAUGGCCUCGUGACCAGACUUUUCUUUGAAGGAAGCGCUGUCUUUUUAAGCGUUGUAAAAAACGUUUUGGAAAGCACUUCAGAUUUUACUUUUUUACCAUGAGCCAUGGGUUUUUGUUUUUUCUAAAGUGUCGGGGUUGUGUGGGUUUUUGGUUACUCGUUUUUGUUUUUUCGGGUUUUUGGUUGUGUUGUUUUUUCUUUUUUGUGUGGUCGCCCAUGAAGUCUGGCGCCCCAUCCCUCCUGAGAUGAAGUGGACUCGAUUUGAGCAAGCCGUGGCUCUCCGUGGCGCUCUCUCCGCGCCCCAGCUUGGCUGCGGAGCGCAGCGGGUCCCGCCCUCCCUCUGGGCACAGGCUGCUGCC
Messenger RNA from Peromyscus eremicus (cactus mouse), 1144 nucleotides. RefSeq names its product cold inducible RNA binding protein (gene Cirbp). Gene Ontology annotation, biological process: positive regulation of mRNA splicing, via spliceosome. Gene Ontology annotation, cellular component: spliceosomal complex. The transcript has 7 exons. NCBI's taxonomy places the organism in Eukaryota, Metazoa, Chordata, Mammalia, Rodentia, Cricetidae. The record is from RefSeq and is a predicted model, not a curated record. Gene Ontology annotation, molecular function: RNA binding. The coding region runs from base 130 to 648 and encodes 172 amino acids.